CUCAUUCAACUACGUUUCUUUCUCUCUUUCUCUUUCGCUUCUUCGAGAGAAUUCCUUUCUAGGGUUUGCUCCGCUUCUCAUCUCCCCCAAGCUCAAUCCAUGGCGUCAACAGCGAUCGAGGGCGGGGCAAAGCGCAUGAUCGUCUUGAAGAGCUCCGAUGGCGAGCUCUUUGAGGUGGAGGAAGCGGUGGCCAUGGAGUCCCAGACCAUCAAACACAUGAUUGAGGAUGAUUGCGCGGAGAACGGCAUCCCUCUUCCCAACGUCACCAGCAAAAUCCUCUCCAAGGUAAUUGAGUACUGCAAACGCCAUGUUGAAUCCGUUGUUAAAGGUGCUGCUGAGGAUAAGACCGUCGAUGAGGAUCUCAAGUUAUGGGAUGCGGAUUUCGUCAAGGUUGAUCAGGCUACGCUUUUUGAUCUCAUUCUGGCUGCAAACUACCUCAACAUUAAGAGUCUUCUGGAUCUCACCUGCCAGACAGUUGCGGACAUGAUCAAGGGCAAAACUCCGGAGGAAAUCCGCAAGACAUUCAACAUCAAGAAUGACUUCACUCCAGAGGAGGAAGAAGAGAUCCGGCGGGAAAACCAGUGGGCCUUUGAGUGAAGGUCCUGAUGAUGAUCAAAUGCUUAACUCGGUGUAUAAUCUGGUUGUCUAUGGUGACAGGAAACUAUCCUUCUUUGUUUCUAUGUUUCUUAUGUGCCAGGAUGGUGUUUAGAUUUCAGAGGAUGUAUGGACUGAGGAUUAAUUUCCGGUGCCGGUUUCGGCACCAGUGCCAUGCACCUGAACCCCACUUUCAGACUCUUAUGCUUUUGAUUUCAGUUCUAUUACAUGUUUGAGUGUUAUUUGAUUGAA
Dioscorea cayenensis subsp. rotundata (Guinea yam) is the source of this 846-nucleotide messenger RNA. RefSeq names its product SKP1-like protein 1A. Gene Ontology annotation, cellular component: nucleus; cytoplasm. Lineage: Eukaryota; Viridiplantae; Streptophyta; Magnoliopsida; Dioscoreales; Dioscoreaceae. The coding region runs from base 100 to 597 and encodes 165 amino acids. Gene Ontology annotation, molecular function: cullin family protein binding. Gene Ontology annotation, biological process: SCF-dependent proteasomal ubiquitin-dependent protein catabolic process. The record is from RefSeq and is a predicted model, not a curated record. The transcript has 2 exons.